Molecule: messenger RNA, 1111 nt
Organism: Tigriopus californicus
Lineage: Eukaryota; Metazoa; Arthropoda; Copepoda; Harpacticoida; Harpacticidae
Product: importin subunit beta-like
Exons: 6
Coding region: 293-1111 (272 amino acids)
Biological process (GO): protein import into nucleus
Cellular component (GO): nucleus; cytoplasm
Molecular function (GO): small GTPase binding; nuclear import signal receptor activity
Source: RefSeq, a predicted model, not a curated record
GGGCACGAUGGAGGGAAGCAUAGGUUAGGCUGUAAUACGAAAUCAAUUCUCAAGACCCUCAAACGCAGUCAUCAUCUUUUCAUCUGCUUUGACUACUGAAUACGGCAAAUCAUAAACAAUGGAACAUUGAGCAGAGACACUGAAGAAAUCGAACCUCUAAUUCGGUGAUUCUUGGUGGAGCAGGUUGCCCACAACUCCGUGGUCUCUGCUCGAGCCCACCCUCCUGUCCUUGUGGGGCACGCCCACGGUAUCCGGCCUGGCCUGGCGUUCCUCCAUUGACUCGGCUAUCACCAUGAACUCGGAGGUGGCCGCCCAAUUGAUCCAAGUCUUGGAGAAGACCGUCUCCUCAGAUCAAAAUGAACUGACGGCGGCCUUGAAUUUCCUGGAGCAAGCGGCGGUCAACAAUUUGCCGGAAUUGCUGAAGACGCUGUCGGACAUCUUGGUACAUGGCGGGAAUUCGGCCGUGGCUCGGCGACAAGCCGGCCUCCAACUCAAGAAUCGGCUCACUUCCAAUGAUGACACGGUACGUGGACAGGUCCAGGAGCGAUGGCUGGCCAUGCCCCUCGAUAUCCGCACCUACGUCAAGCACAACAUCCUGGGCGCCUUGGGCUCCGAAGGCUACCGCCCAUCGGCCGCCGCCCAAUGCGUGCAGUACGUGGCCGUAAUGGAGUUGCCGCUCAACCAUUGGCCCGAGUUGCUCCAAGUGCUCGUGACCAAUGUGACCGAUCCCUCGAGUACGGAGAUGCGAAAAGAGGCCACGCUGGAAGCCAUCGGGUACAUUUGCCAAGAUAUCGAGCAACGAUGUCUGGAAGAGAAAUCCAACGAGAUCCUCACGGCCAUCGUGUUCGGAAUGAAACGCGAAGAACCCAGUAAUCACGUUCGAUUGGCCGCCACCAACGCCCUCCUCAACUCGCUCGAAUUCACGCGCGGCAAUUUCGAGAAAGAGACCGAGCGCCAUUUUAUCAUGCAAGUGGUGUGUGAGGCCACGCAAGCCACCGAUAUUCAAGUCAAGGUGGCGGCCUUGCAGUGUCUGGUCAAGAUCAUGUCCUUUUCUUCCAACAAGAGUUCACCCUUUAUGGUUGAUGAACUGACUUCACAACAGCGUAAUUGA